Mus musculus (house mouse) is the source of this 969-nucleotide messenger RNA. It is a transcript of the gene Sult2a6, whose product is annotated as sulfotransferase family 2A, dehydroepiandrosterone (DHEA)-preferring, member 6. Bases 38 to 895 code for a protein of 285 amino acids. Gene Ontology annotation, cellular component: cytosol. Gene Ontology annotation, molecular function: alcohol sulfotransferase activity; bile-salt sulfotransferase activity; sulfotransferase activity. The record is from RefSeq and is marked validated. Lineage: Eukaryota; Metazoa; Chordata; Mammalia; Rodentia; Muridae. The transcript is spliced from 6 exons.
GGGCUGGAACCCUAACAGCACCUACAAGGAGCUGUUCAUGAUGUCAGACUAUAGUUGGUUUGAAGGAAUACCUCUUCCUGAUAUGUGGGUUCAAAAAGAAAUUGUGGAAGAUGUCCAUAAUAAAUUUGUGGUGAAAGAUGAAGACUUGAUCAUAUUGACUUACCCCAAGUCAGGAACAAACUGGCUGAUUGAGAUUGUCUGCUUGAUUCAGACCAAGGGAGAUCCCAAGUGGAUCCAAUCUGUGCCUAAUUGGGAACGUUCACCCUGGCUAGAGUCUAAAAGUGGAUAUUCUGUAUUAACCAGUAAGGAAGGACCACGACUCAUGACCUCCCAUCUUCCCAUCCAUCUUUUCUCCAAGUCUUUCUUCAGUUCCAAAGCUAAGGUGAUCUAUCUCAUCAGAAAUCCCAGAGAUGUUCUAGUGUCUGGUUAUUUUUUCUGGGCUAACACAAAUCUUGUGAAGAAUCUAGAGUCACUAGGAAUUUAUUUUGAACAAUUCCUGAAAGGAAAUGUUAGAUAUGGAUCAUGGUUUGAACACAUCCAUGGCUGGCUGUCCAUGAGAGAAAGGAACAACUUCUUGGUGCUGUACUAUGAAGACAUGAAAAAGGAUGCAAAGGGAACCAUAAAGAAGAUCUGUGACUUCCUAGGGAAAAAUUUAGGGCCAGAUGAGCUGGAUCUCGUCCUCAAGUACAGCUCCUUCCAAGCCAUGAAAGAAAACAACAUGUCCAAUUAUAGUCUCAUUAAGGAAGAUCAGAUUACUAAUGGCUUGAAGCUCAUGAGAAAAGGCACAACUGGGGACUGGAAAAAUCACUUUACAGUAGCCCAAACUGAAGCCUUCGAUAAAGUGUUCCAGGACAAAAUGGUUGGUUUUCCACCAGGCAUGUUCCCAUGGGAAUAAGUUAUCAAAACUUUUGAAUAUUAUAAGAACACUGAUGUUUAUGUUCCUAUUGUGCUAUAUCUUGAAUGCGGUCA